Entrophospora candida is the source of this 1821-nucleotide messenger RNA. The record is from the annotation of a GenBank genome assembly. NCBI's taxonomy places the organism in Eukaryota, Fungi, Glomeromycota, Glomeromycetes, Entrophosporales, Entrophosporaceae.
AUGACUAAAAAUGCACAAACAGAAUUCGAAGGAAAAUUUAAAGAUAAAGACACAGCCGAUCCAUUAGAGUUGGAUAGCGAUGAUUUGGAAAUCAAAGGUUAUAAAAAUACGGAAAGGAUUAAUCUUACUAAUCAUUCGCUCGAUUCUUUAACUAUUGUUGAUUGUCCUAAAUUAAAAAAAAUUGAUAUUGAGAACUGUCAGAUCCCAAUAGUAGAUAUAAGUAAAAUGGAGUUAGAUGCUUCUGGCGGCAAACCAGUUCCUAACAAAUUAACGAAUUUUACUGCAAAUAAUAAUGCAAAACUUAAUAAUGUUAACCUUGAAAAUUGUAAGAAACUUCAAGAAUUACACAUUAAUAGAUGUGGAGAAAUUAAGGAACUAAAAGGAACGAAGGAUUUUGCUGACAGCCUUAACAUAAUUAAUUUUGAGGGUACCACUGGUCUGCAUUUUUCAGGCACUAAUUACUUAGAAAGAUUACAAGAGGUAGAAAAGGUCGCUAAGGACAUUUUAGGUGGAGAUAUACCUUUGGUGCCAGGUUCUGACAAGGUGGAUGCCGACAAGUUAAAAAAGGAUGCCGAGGCCAAAGCCAUUGGUAAUAAUGUAGAUUUGUCAGGUUUAGGAUUGACUGGAAGUGAUGCUACUAGUAUUGACAAAAUUAAAGAAAAAUUACAGCAAGCAACCCAAGCAGUAAAUAAUUUACUAAAUGAAAUAGGCGGUUUAUUAAAAUUAACAGAUAUUACCAAAGAAAAAGUUAUUAAUAAAAUAAAUGAACUGAUGGCAAAUGGUCCUUCCUGCACUCACACUGAUUAUGACGAAAUUAAACAGGAAAGAGAUGAUUUAAAAAAAGAUGCAAUCAAAAAAGCGGAUAUGAUUAAAAACGAUAAGGAAGUUUUUGGCAAGUUAGGAAUUCCACUUGAUGAAUAUAAUAAAAAAGUUGUUAGCGUUAGUGCUUCCGAGUUUUGUUUAAACGAUGAUGUAAUUUAUAAAGAUAAUAAAGAUCUAAGAAUUUAUGGUUACGAAGGCGGUCCUAAGAAUUAUAUUUAUUGCCUUAAUCAACCUCCCUUUUCUGACUAUCAGGUAGGAGAUUGGAUAGAAAUUGAUUUAGAUAAAACAAAUAAACUUUUUAUUUCUGAAACUAAUGUAGUAAGAAAAAUCAGUUUAUCAGAUUCGGUGUCUAGUUCAUUAACAAGCAUGUUUAUUGGCUCAACUAUAAAUAGGCAACGAAGUUUAGCAGUGGCUCGGGAAUUAGAUGCUAUGGUAGACCAAAGCGGAGGCACAAAAGAAUAUACAGCGAAUAUUUUAAAAGAGUUCCAAGAAGGAGUUGAUUUUACUAUCGAGAGAGGAUUUUUUGAGGAAUCAAAAGUAUUAAUUCCUUUUAAAACUGAAAAAAACAAAAAAGAUAAUAGCCGAGAAUUAGAAAAAAAAUUUGAGGGAACUUCUGUUAUUAAUAUCACUUAUCAGAAAAAAAAUAUUCAAGGGAUAAAUGUCAACAACGGUCAACUAGUUAAUUUUCAAGUUGAAAACCCAGAAAGAAAAUUAAUUGAACCGGGCAAAGAAAAAUCUCCUAACUUAGCAGAAGAAGAAAAAGAGAUUAAAAAUUCACCUAAACAAAUUUGUUAUCCAUCAGGGAAUGAAGAAGAAAAGGAUAAAAAUUCUCCUGAUUUCAAAAAGAGUGAAGAAAGGUUAGGAAUUAGUCAAAAUAACUUGUCUCCUUCUAAUUCUAACUUCCCGACUGGUUUAGUAAUUGGUGGAGGAGUUUUAUUAGCAGUAAUAGGAUUGGUAAUAUUAUUUACAUUAAGGAACAGAAAAAAGAAAAGAUUAUAA